Messenger RNA from Mytilus trossulus (common blue mussel), 3154 nucleotides. RefSeq lists its product as uncharacterized. NCBI's taxonomy places the organism in Eukaryota, Metazoa, Mollusca, Bivalvia, Mytilida, Mytilidae. The record is from RefSeq and is a predicted model, not a curated record. Bases 522 to 2156 code for a protein of 544 amino acids. The transcript has 2 exons.
UGGAUACAUCUCCAAACCACAACGUUAAGUGUAAACACAGCGAGGGUCCUUGUCCAUCAUAUUCAGACCAUUGUCAGUUUGUACAUAAACACGAUGGCGACUAGGUAUUCAGAAAGCUGACCGAGUUAAACGUUAUCAAUGCUAGGUGCGAUGGAUUUUUAAGGCUUUAAUUUAAAAAGCUGUUACUUAGGAAUAAAAAUUGAUAAAAAACUUUCAGUUUUGAAAUGGAAGAACGUAUAGUAUUUUAGGACAUCUACCGUUCAGUCAAAUUAGAACACUGACCGAGUCAAACGGAUAAAAUGGUAGAUCUGAAGGAUUUUUAAAGCACUUAGAAAUUUUGGAAUGAAAGAACUUUAAGUUUUUGAGGGCAUAUAUAGACAUUAUAGUGUUCGUUUAAUAGUUAGUGAAUUGGUAUAUACCAAUUACAGGGUGUAUGGAUGUACUUAUAUAUUGCGAAAUUCGACUAGUAUUUUGGAGUUUGAAACAUAAUUAAGAGAAUAAAUCCACUUUAAACGACAACGAUGUCUUUUCUACAUAGAAGGAUGAUUUAUUCAGCUGUUCUUGUUCUAUUACUUUGUGAUUAUAGUCAACAAUCUAGUGUAGUUUCAACAAACCAACCAUGUGUUGUAAAAGGACAAUUUACCACCCAUUUACAAUGGUAUGGCUACUUACUUCAGAAAACUUUACAUAAGGAAGCUAAAAUAGAAUACCAGAUCACGUAUCCCGAACGAGAGUGCUGCGUGAAUAUGAUGAUUUACUAUGACGACCAAAUAAAAGAAUUAAAAGAAACAAUGAAUUGCCAGCAGAGAAAUGCUAUUCUCCCGGUAAAAAACAAUCAGGUUAUAUCAUUAUCCACGCAGAAUCAAACAAAAGGAUGCGAAAGAUAUCGUCCAUCGGCAUCAGCCGAACCGCUCAUCGUGUGUACUGGAGAGCGGACGCUUCGUUCGAGCGGGCCACGGACAUGGUACAUCGCAAUUAGCCGAUGCAACAGUGAUUCCUCGAAACCGUUAGAUAUGAGCUUUUAUUUUAAUGUUUCGAACUAUUUUGGUGUAUGCGAGGUUGACCCAUUGUCAAAUACGUUUAUUCCAGUUCGCGUCGAAUCGGGAACUGAUGUGAAUGUUAUUGUUGCCCUUGGAGUUAUUUGUGGAAUUUCUACUAUCGUUGCCAUCGUGUUUGGAGUUCUGUUCUUUUUUGGUCGUCGGAGGAGGAAAGGUAAAAAGAAGGCCGGUUCGGUAACCUCUAGCCAGGCCACCAUGACGCAGGAUAUAUUUUAUGUAAAUCCGUCUUUGUCAGAACGAGACCAGUCAGAUUCACAAUACAGUCAUAGCCAAUCCAGUGGUUCGGAAAAUUAUUACGAAGUAAUUCCUGACAGAAGAAGCUAUGAAAGCAUUAAUACGCAGCUUGCACUUCACGGUCAAAGCUUGCGGGGAAUACAUAUUUCGCAUGGUCGGGACAACAGACCUAACAUACCACCAUAUAUAUUAGAGGAUUAUCCACCUCCACCAUAUCAACCACAACCCCUUCAAAAUGGAGUUCACCAUCGUCAGUCUAGUGCGGGUGCUGUGUUACAACCAGGACAAAACCCUGCUAACGCAGCCGCAGGAAGUACUCCACUUCUAAAUGGUCACAUGAUUGCAAAUGGACGUCCUGUGCAUAUGAGUCCAGGAUUACACUACAAUAGUUCAAAUGUAGUGGGACAUAACAGAUCUGAACAAACGCUUCAAAAGCAAGUUCCUAUCGGGAACCAGUCACUGCGCCUUUAUUCUCAACAAAGAGUUGAUCAAAAUCAGGGACAAAUUAGACCGCAGUCAAGUCAGGGUAAUCAGACACUUCCUGCCGGAAAUGUGAAUCAAAAUGUGCGCGCUCAGCAUCAAAUGAGUGACAAUAGUCAGCAGACUAAUCCGUCAUUUAGUCAAGCUAAUGGUAGUGCAAGUAAUCCAAGCUUUGUUCGUCAACAAAUUCCAAAUGGCGGACCAAAAAUCUCAAAUGGAGUUUCGAAUGGACAAAAUAUUCAACUCCAAACAUAUGGUCCAAAUCAAAACCAACAGACUCAGUCCAUUCCUACGUCGAAUGGUCGACAAAACAUUCCCAAUGGAAAUGUCGCCAAGUUAUUACACGAUGCCUAUCGAAUACAGCAGUUUGAAACAACAGCUUGAUUUUUAUGAAACCAAUGCAUCUAGUGCUUACAACAGUAUUUAUAUCGAAAUUGUUCCCUACAAUAUAUGUUAAAUUUAGAAAAAUUUGUGAAGGUGUAAUUUUAAAGUUAAUGAAAAUUUAUUUCUACCCUCGCAUUUCAAAAUUAAUUUUAGGAAACUACAAUUAUAUUAUAAUUUGUUAACAUAUUUAUGUCAUAUAUGAGAAUGACCGUAUGAUAAGUUUUUAAGUUAGAAAAGACAUGAUAGAAGGGUUUGAUUGUCUGAGAACUGAACAGUAUAUGAUGUGAGGAUUUCAAAAAAAGAUUCUUUAAAAACACAGAAAAGAUACACUAAAAGGACUAGUCUUUUGACCUACUCUAAAUGCAUUAUCUGCGUAUUUUGUAUAGACUAUGACUAUAUAUAUAUAUAUACUACAUAAAAGUUUACAGGGAUGCAAAUUGAUUUUUCUAUUAACAGAAUACAUGUAGGUCGAAACGUUUUUAAGCAUUAAAUGAAUUAUUAGUCAUUUCACAGUUGUACUGCAUUCGUCGUAAUUGAACAUAACACAAAUGAUAAUACAUUUCUGUUCAUAUCUGUAUGUAUGUCUUCAUUUACAUUUUGUUUCGUGAGUAGACCAUGUGGUGUAGUACUUGUUGUGCUCCAUGCAGCCCUUUUCAUCACGUGAAACUCAGUUAUUUGAAUGGUUUGAAUGAGAAUGAUAAUUUGUAAGAAUGAUAAUUUGUGAAAAUGAUAAUUUGUGAAAAUGAUAAUUUGUGAAUGAUAAUUUGUUUUCCUGUUUUUUAUAGAGUAAAAUAAAAAUGACCAUCAGUUUAAAAAUUUAAAAAUUGUUAUAUUAAGAAAAUGAGCAAUUGUAUGUCGAGUAGAUUGAGAUUGGCUGUCAUUUUUCAUAUUUUGUUAUGUGAGUAGGUUAAGAAAGAUAGUCUGUUUUCAUAUUUUGUUACAUGUAUGUGAGUAUGAGUAUGUUAUUAUAUAUUCAUUAAAUUUGUCAUACAUCUUAA